UCAUCGCCUCUUCUAUUUGCGCUCACAUGGUCAAUGAUUAUCUGCAAUGUCCAUAUCUGUAAUAUUUAAUAACCCAGGAUAUAUAUAUAUGGACGAAAUGUGAUUUUCCCAACCACCAAACGGCACUGUUUUGCAAUUAAAGUAAAUGCUAUCGUUUUGUAUAUAGAGAAAUUAAGAUAUCGAAACGAUUAUUCACCGUUUCAGCGAAGAUGACUUGGGGACAUAUCCACCUUAAUGUGGAAAAAAAAAAGAAACAAAUGAUCUAGGGGGAGGUUUAUUUGAUUUGUGGGACUUACAGUGUGACAUGACUGUACUCGCUGCGCAUGCGAGACACGAGCUCUCUCAGAAGAAGCAGAAAAGUUGCAUCCUGUGUGCACUGGUUACUGGAGGGAAAACUGACACUGCCUAUUUGCGAGCGUUGUUUCUGUUCCAUCCAGAGAAGCCAGUGGCUGCAUGCAGAGAAAAUUAUCCCCAGGCCAGUGACUGCACCGGGCAGCCCAGGAUUACAAAACAAACCCAACCAGCUCUCUCGACGACAGUUUCAGAGAUAACGAGAAUAACGCAGAAGCUAACAGCUAAUCUGAAAUGGCGACGGCAAUAUACUUGGAACAUUAUCUUGACAGUAUUGAAAACCUACCAUGUGAGCUACAGAGGAACUUCACGUUGAUGCGGGACCUGGACAAUCGAACUGAAGAGAAGAAAGGAGAGAUUGACAAACUGGCUGAAGAGUACAUAGCAAAUGUGAAGAACUUGGCUUCGGAGCAGAGAGUGGAACACCUGCAGAAGAUUCAGAAUGCCUACAGCAAGUGCAAAGAGUUCAGUGACGACAAAGUCCAGCUUGCAAUGCAGACGUACGAAAUGGUGGACAAGCAUAUCCGCAGACUGGAUGCAGAUCUGGCACGGUUUGAGAAUGAGCUCAAGGAGAAACUGGAAGUGAGCGGCUAUGAAAGUGCGGAAGGAAGAGCGUUGAAAAAGGGUGAGUUGCGGGGGCUGAGAGAGAAGCGAGGAUCCAGGGGAAGGGGAAGGAAGGGUUCUGAUGAAGAGUCUCCAAGAAAGAAAAAGAUCAAAAACAGCCCAGACUUGAGCGACGCUCUCCUGCCCAUGCAGCCAUCAGAUGUUUUGGAUAUGCCAGUUGAUCCGAAUGAGCCUACGUACUGCCUGUGUCAUCAGGUGUCAUACGGAGAGAUGAUUGGAUGCGAUAAUCCAGAUUGCCCCAUUGAGUGGUUUCACUUUGCUUGUGUCGAUCUAGCCACAAAGCCCAAAGGAAAAUGGUUUUGCCCAAGAUGCACCCAAGACAGGAAGAAAAAAUGAGAUUUCUUAUUUUCAGAAACACUUAUCAAAUGUACCCAUUUUUGGUGUAGUUUAAUAGUGUAAUAUAUACAUAUAUAUAUAUAUAUCAGUUCUUACAGGUCUCCUUAGCCAUGGGGGGCAUACAGCUUUCUUUAAAGGCCUAAUUCAGUUUUCGGAGUUCAGAUCUGUGAUGAGAUUCCAUCUAAGACUCGCUUAGAAAACCUCGAGAAAGUAGACUAGACUCCAAAACUGCCACAGCAGGUAGUGGUCAGGCUGAGGAGCUUCCAAUCUGAAACAACCCAGUUGCUUUAAUUGGGUCCCGAAACAAGUGGGCAAAACUUAGGCUUCCUGUCUGAACCUGGGUUAUUGCGCCUCUACUGGAUUUAUAUGGACUGGGCUGUAGAGUCCCAGAAUUAUUACCAAUCACUCCGUCCAGAGAGUAAUACGCUGUGUAUAUUGUCAUUACUAAGAAACUCAGAAAUCCAGGAUUGUGGCUUUAGUGUACUUGAAAUGUCAGUUUUAUAGAGAACUAUUUUUAAAUAACUGAACAGCCUGCUGAGAAUUCACAAUUUAAACACCUAAAUCCUUACUGAAACGGUGAUUUUUUUUUUUCUUUUUGAUUUUUUUUAAAAAAGGAAUUAUGUGUCUGAUUGUCUGUUACUACCUCUGUAGGGAAUACAUCAGCACUGUAUAAAUGACUGCAAUUGAUACUUGUGUAAAAAAAACAUGUUUUGAUUAGCUUAAACCAAACUAGCCAAGCAAUGUAAAAUCAUAAUCUAUUGAGCUUCAACAAAAACCUAUGACACAUUUGAAUGUAUUGUGGUACUAAUGGUCAGUCAGUCAGUCAGUGUCUCUUGUUAGCUGAAUGAGGUAUUUAAGCACUUUGAAUGAAGUUUUCCCCAGAAGAGGUUUGAUAACUGCAGGCUUGGUUUUAUGACAUACUUUAUCUGAUUUAAAACUUUGCCAUAGUUCAUUACUUCAAACCAUAUAUGGAAAGAUAUAUAUUUUGUAUAAUGUAAAACAAUAUUUUGUGGACACGUUUUUCCAAAGAUAUAUUUGUUGUAUUGCUUACUUACUGGUGUACACGCUGAUUUUAUUUAAUAUGAAUUUAACAUUUUCUCUCAUAUUCAACUGUGAAUAUCACUCGUUUAGGUGUAAGCCACAAAUAAAAGAACCAAAGUCUGUAUUUUGUAAAAUUCUGUAUUUUAUAACAAAUAAAUAUUCAAUAUUA
Mugil cephalus (flathead mullet) is the source of this 2521-nucleotide messenger RNA. RefSeq names its product inhibitor of growth family, member 5a (gene ing5a). Gene Ontology annotation, biological process: positive regulation of DNA-templated transcription; positive regulation of apoptotic signaling pathway. The record is from RefSeq and is a predicted model, not a curated record. Gene Ontology annotation, cellular component: nucleus. Bases 586 to 1311 code for a protein of 241 amino acids. The transcript has 8 exons. NCBI's taxonomy places the organism in Eukaryota, Metazoa, Chordata, Actinopteri, Mugiliformes, Mugilidae. Gene Ontology annotation, molecular function: chromatin binding.